AUGGCGGGGAAAUCAAAGAGGAAUGGAGGUGGCGAGGUGGAGAAGGCGGUCGCGGCCCUUGAGAAACACGCGAGGAGCCAGUCUCUUUGGCCAACGCCACUCCUUGGAAAACGUGCAAUGAGGCUAAUUCGACCGGGCGAUCCCUGCAGCGUGUUGGAGGUCCAAUUAUCGUCGCCGGCGAUAGCUUAUCUUGACAGGGUUAUCCACGGGAAAAUGAAGGUUGUUCGCCGAGCUUCUGUCGCACUUUCGAACGGGACGCACCACGGCAAGGAGAAGAAGGAGACGAGAGGGAGGGUGUGA
Coccidioides immitis RS is the source of this 300-nucleotide messenger RNA. RefSeq lists its product as uncharacterized. The transcript has 2 exons. The record is from RefSeq and is a predicted model, not a curated record. Bases 1 to 300 code for a protein of 99 amino acids. NCBI's taxonomy places the organism in Eukaryota, Fungi, Ascomycota, Eurotiomycetes, Onygenales, Onygenaceae.